CAGGUGGAAGGGCUGAUAGCCAUCGUGGUGUUCUACCUUCUCAUAUUGCUGGUUGGAAUAUGGGCCGCGUGGAGAACCAAGAACAGUGGCAGCUCGGGGGAGCGCAGCGAGGCCAUCAUUGUGGGCGGCCGCGACAUCGGGCUGCUGGUGGGCGGAUUCACCAUGACAGCCACCUGGGUCGGAGGAGGUUACAUCAAUGGGACGGCCGAAGCCGUGUACGUUCCGGAUUACGGUCUAGCGUGGGCUCAAGCACCAAUUGGAUACUCCCUUAGCCUGAUUCUAGGUGGUCUGUUCUUUGCCAAACCCAUGCGUUCCAAGGGAUAUGUGACCAUGUUAGACCCCUUUCAGCAGAUCUAUGGAAAGCGCAUGGGAGGGCUCCUGUUCAUUCCCGCACUGAUGGGGGAAAUGUUCUGGGCUGCGGCCAUUUUCUCUGCCUUAGGAGCCACUAUCAGCGUGAUCAUUAGCGCCGAUGUGCGCGUGUCCGUCAUCGUCUCCGCCCUUAUCGCCACGCUGUACACCCUGGUGGGCGGGCUCUACUCCGUGGCCUACACAGAUGUCGUUCAGCUCUUCUGCAUUUUCGUGGGACUGUGGAUCAGCGUCCCCUUCGCUCUGUCACAUUCUGCGGUUGCUGACAUCGGGUUCACGGCCGUGCACACCAAGUACCAGAAGCCCUGGCUGGGGACCAUUGAGCCGUUUGAAGUCUACACGUGGCUCGAUAGCUUUCUGUUGUUGAUGCUGGGUGGAAUCCCGUGGCAAGCCUACUUCCAGAGGGUCCUGUCUUCAUCCUCGGCCACCUACGCUCAAGUGCUGUCCUUCCUGGCAGCUUUUGGGUGCAUGGUGAUGGCUCUGCCAGCCAUACUCAUUGGAGCCAUUGGCGCAUCAACAGACUGGAGCCAGACCGGAUACGGGCCUCUCGACCCCAAGGACAACCAACAGUCAGACAUGAUCUUGCCGAUUGUCCUGAAGUACCUCUGCCCCGUGUACAUUUCUUACUUUGGUCUUGGAGCCGUUUCUGCCGCUGUCAUGUCAUCAGCAGAUUCUUCCAUCUUGUCAGCAAGUUCGAUGUUUGCUCGCAACAUCUACCAGCUUUCCUUCAGACAAAAUGCUUCCGACAAGGAGCUCGUCUGGGUCAUGCGCAUCACGGUGUUCGUGUUCGGAGCUUCCGCAAUGACCAUGGCCUUGCUGACGAAGACGGUGUACGGGCUCUGGUACCUCAGCUCCGACCUCGUGUACAUCAUCAUCUUCCCGCAGCUGCUCUGCGUGCUAUUCAUCAAGGGGACCAACACGUAUGGCGCCGUGGCAGGUUACAUUUCUGGCCUUUUCCUGAGAGUAACCGGCGGGGAGCCAUACCUGAACCUGCAGCCCUUGAUCUUUUACCCGGGUUAUUACAUUGAUAAAAGUGGCAUAUAUAAUCAGAGAUUCCCAUUUAAGACCCUUGCCAUGGUGACCUCGUUCUUAUCCAACAUUUGCAUCUCUUAUUUAGCCAAAUACCUAUUUGAAAGUGGAACCUUGCCACCAAAAUUAGAUGUAUUUGAUGCUGUCGUUGCAAGGCACAGUGAAGAAAACAUGGAUAGGACAAUUCUGGUCAGAAAUGAAAAUAUUAAGCUAGAUGAACUUGCACCUGUGAAGCCUCGGCAGAGCAUAGCUCUCAGCUCGACUUUCACCAAUCAGGAGGCCCUCCUCCACAUGGAUUCCAGCCCAGAGGGGUCUGGGACUGAAGAUAAUUUACAAUAAACACAUCCUCACUGCUUUCCUAGACGGAGCUCUAUAGCAGGCUAGUCCCGGAAGGGUGGUUUGCGGCAUAUAAAAUAUAUU
Messenger RNA from Delphinapterus leucas (beluga whale), 1815 nucleotides. RefSeq names its product solute carrier family 5 member 7 (gene SLC5A7). Gene Ontology annotation, biological process: choline transport; neuromuscular synaptic transmission; acetylcholine biosynthetic process. Gene Ontology annotation, cellular component: synapse; dendrite; axon. Gene Ontology annotation, molecular function: choline:sodium symporter activity. Lineage: Eukaryota; Metazoa; Chordata; Mammalia; Artiodactyla; Monodontidae. The record is from RefSeq and is a predicted model, not a curated record.